GCCUCUACUACAAGCUUUACGGUACCAACAUGGCCACUUACUUGAGCGUAAACAUGGACUUCUGAUCCCUUGUGCUUAUUUAAACGUUGCAAGACUAUGAUAUUUUGAUAUUGCAUAUAUCACAACUUUAACAUGAAGCUUUCGCGAGUCGCAUCUUUUUUAGUCCGGGGCCAUCGCGCUUCCCGAUCUGGAGCUGUCCUCCUUAAAAACAGCUACUCUGUGUCUGCAGUCAGAGACAGCACUGCCCUUCUGUACAGAAACCACGGGGAGCCCUCACAAGUCGUCCAGUUGGAGUCAGUGCACCUGCCCCAGGUGGGACCUGAAAGUGUCCUGGUGAACAUGUUGGCGGCUCCCAUCAACCCAUCUGAUAUAAAUAUGCUUCAAGGCACAUAUGCCAUCCUGCCUGAGCUUCCAGCGGUGGGGGGCAAUGAGGGUGUGGCCCGGGUCAUGGAGGUGGGUGACAAGGUGAAGGCGCUCAAGGUGGGCGACUGGGUGAUUCCAAGAGAUGCCGGCAUAGGAACGUGGAGAACAGCAGCUGUGUUGAAGGCUGAUGAUCUGGUGACUUUGCCUAAAGACAUUCCUGUGCUGUCUGCUGCCACUUUGGGAGUCAAUCCCUGUACAGCUUUUAGGAUGCUCACAGACUUUGAGGAGCUCAAACCAGGAGACACAGUUAUCCAGAACGCAGCUAACAGCGGAGUCGGACAGGCUGUUAUCCAGAUCGCUGCUGCUAAGGGCAUUCAAACCAUCAACGUCGUCAGAGACAGGCCUGACCUGCAGCAGCUCUCUGAGAGACUGACAGCACUGGGAGCCACACAUGUCAUCACAGAGGAGACGCUAAGACGGCCAGAAAUGAAGGAGCUUUUCAAGUCGUGUCCUCGGCCUAAACUAGCUCUGAAUGGAGUUGGAGGAAAGAGCGCCACAGAGCUGUUACGUCAUUUACAAAGUGGAGGGAGUAUGGUGACCUAUGGUGGGAUGGCCAAACAACCAGUCACUGUUCCAGUGAGUGCACUGAUCUUCAAAGAUGUGAAAAUAAGAGGUUUUUGGGUGACCCAAUGGAAGAGAGACAACAAACAUGAUGAAGACGCCUUACGUAACAUGCUGGAUGAACUCUGCGUCCUCAUUCGUGCCGGGAAGCUGUCGGCUCCAGCUUGCAUUGAAGUGAGCCUUCAAGACUUCAGAAAGGCCCUGGAGAACGCCAUGAAGCCGUAUGUGUCCACCAAACAAGUUUUUGUCAUGUGACCCCAUUUGAGUGUCUCGCAUGCGUUCACAUGUGUUUGUUAAGAUCUGCGUAAUCUUAAUUCAGCCCAAACACACAUACAGUAAAUGUGUGACAUUAAAAUCCAGUGAGCUUCACUGUGGGUCUUGGCUUUGAUUUUGAAUAUGCUGACAUUUAUUACAUACUUAGUAUUUAUGAGCAUCUUAAGGAUUAUCAGUCCAUCAGACGUCAGUCAACAUUUACUGAUAACCAGAUAAUGUACAGAGAGCAUGAGUUUGACUGCUUGCCAAGAAAGACUGAGCAUUUAUUUAAUCUCAAGCAUCUUGGCAGAUUAUUGUAUGCAGACUGAAUAAUGAGAAAUUACCACAUGUUAAAAAAUAAACAACAUUUUGUUAAUGAUAUUAAUGAGUUCAACUAAUAAACACAUUGGGGUUUGCUAAAACUCAUUGUUCUCUUGGCUGGUAUUGACAAAAAGGGUUUCCAUGUAAAUUUUGGGAUAUUGCAUAAAAAAAUGCUGAAUGGAAACACAUCAACUUGUAAAUGUGCAUAAAAAUACAAUGCGCUUAGUUGAGGUGGAUAAUGUUUUUAUUCUGUAAGAAAACAUGACAGAAACACAUUUGUCAAUUAAAUUACUGAAUGCCUCAACAGA
Molecule: messenger RNA, 1865 nt
Organism: Cyprinus carpio (common carp)
Lineage: Eukaryota; Metazoa; Chordata; Actinopteri; Cypriniformes; Cyprinidae
Gene: mecr
Product: enoyl-[acyl-carrier-protein] reductase, mitochondrial
Biological process (GO): fatty acid metabolic process
Cellular component (GO): mitochondrion
Molecular function (GO): trans-2-enoyl-CoA reductase (NADPH) activity
Source: RefSeq, a predicted model, not a curated record